Chara braunii is the source of this 1209-nucleotide messenger RNA. The record is from the annotation of a GenBank genome assembly. Lineage: Eukaryota; Viridiplantae; Streptophyta; Charophyceae; Charales; Characeae.
CCGUUGCUGUGAGUGAGUGCGACGAAUAUGAGGGGGGGGGAGAAGAAAGGUGGGUUAACUUGAUGGCACUCUCUAACCAGGCUGAGGAUGCAGUUGGGGAUGGAGAGAGGGAAUAUGCCGCUGAUGACGCUGGUAAGUGGGAGGUUGGGGAUGAGUGCGUAGAUGGCAAUGGAGAGGGGGAAUAUGGCACUGAUGACGUGACUGAGUGGGAUGGGGAGUGGGGACUACUGGCAACGGUGGAAAUGGCGGCAGCGGCAGCAGCGACGGCAACAGUAACAACAACAAUAAUGGAGGUGGAGCAAGGGUUGGAAGAAGGGAGGCAAGGAAUGGGCGGGAUUGGCGAGACGGGCGGGACGGUUGGCAACAACAAUGACAAUAACAUCACUGACAACAAUAACAAUAGUAACUUCAACAACGGCGGCGUGCGGCCAACGGGCGAACUGGGUGGGAUAAGCGUGAAGGAGGAUAACAACAACAACAACAAUAACAACAACAACAACAACAAUGGCGACACCAACGCGAUGGUGGAGAGGGGAGAGAACGUUGACAACAACAACAACAACAACAACAACAACAACAACAACAACAACAACAACAACAACGAGAUGGUAGAGAUGGGGAUGGUGGACAGGGGAGAGAAUGUUGACAACAACAACAACAACAACAACAACAACAACAACAACAACAACAACAACAACAACAACGAGAUGGUAGAGAUGGGGAUGGUGGACAGGGGAGAGAACGUUGACAACAACAACAACAACAACAACAACAACAACAACAACAACAACAACAACAAAAAUGACGCUGAGCAGGAAUUGGGGGAAAAGGGGGCGGUGGGUGAGAAGGACGACGCAGACAACAACAACGACGGCGGUAUCAACAACAACAAUAACAAGAAUAAUAAUAAUAGUCACGACGAUGAAGGAAAUGACAACCACGGAGGUAGCGGGGCAGAGAGUGGUGCUUCCGCAACUUUGAUCCUUAUCAGUGUCAUGGGACAGAUGCCGUCAUCAGGGCAGACGAGGGGAUCUUGUAGCUUGGUGUGGAUGGCGAAGUGGGGCUUGAGGCUGAAGCUACGAUUUGGUACUGUUCCCCCCCAACCUUACCCGGUGUUUUCCCAUGAUGAAUCGUCUCUUUUUCUUUGGCACCGGGUGGGGAUAGGAUAGAUGAUCUUGCGAUGAUUAGGGUUGAUUGCCUCUUACCUGU